GAAGGAGGAGAGACGGAUGUGCAGGCAACUGCUGCUAGCUUGCCUACCGACAGAGAGAGAGAAAGGGAUGGUGCAGCUUGCAGCCUCGAAUGCUCUCAUGUCCAGCGUGCGUCCUUGGUCCGGGCGGCGCUGCUGGACGGGAGGGAAUCGGGCGCGUCCCGCCGCGCACAGGAAGGGAGAGGUCCAAGACGGUGCCGCGGUGGAGGUGCUGUGCUGCGCUGUGCCCGGGGUGGCGAGGCGUGGAGGAACAGCGCCGGGCGCUGGCGCACGCGGGCGGCGCGGCUGCAGCGACGCGCGGCGCGGAGAGGAGGAAGACGACGCCGCUGACGUGCGGGCCCGGUGCGUCAGCGACUCGGGGGAGGAGGAAGCGGCCGGGCUGCUGGGCUGAGGUGGGCCGCGGCGGCUGUCGGGCCGGCCCAGCGCGGGGAAAAGAAAAGAGGGAGGCGGAAGGAGGAAGCCGGGCCGGCUGGGCUGACCUCGGCCCAAGCUGAGGUGAGCUCUUUUGUUUCUUUUCACUUUCAAACCAAGAGUUCAAACUCAAAUUUAAAUUAUUCCCAAAAACCUUGAGGAGCUCACCAAAAAUUAGUAUAGUGCUUUAAUAUUUUAUGUAAAAGUUUGAGAAUUUAUUUUAUCACUCAUCUUUUAGCAACAUUUUUAAACAUGUUCAAGGAUGGUUAUUAAUGCAUAAAGUAUGAGAAGAGCCAAAUAAAAACCAAAUCAAACAUUGAUUUAUUUAUUUAUCUUAAUUUUAUUUAUAUUUGAAAUUUGCGCUGUUACACCCACUCCACUCCUGAAUGGGAGGGCUUGAAGCAAGAACUCCUCUAUUGAGAAUGUUCGAUGUAUUGAAGAUAUUGUUUUUCCUUAUUUGACAUUUUUGGGGUAAAUAUAUAUCCUAUGAAAAUGAGUUAUUCUAAAGUUCUAAGAAAAUUAAUGUGAAAGUAGAGGAUAAGCACAUUAAGUUCUAAAAAAAAUUAAGUAAAUGAACGGGCAUAUUCGAUGUCUCUACAGAACUCGAGUGAACACAACUUUGGUUGACACAUGACAAGUAAAAACUUUCUGGGAGGGACAAGUCUUUUUGAGAGACAAAAUUGUAAGGGUAAAUAAAAUAAACAAAGGUUCGAAACGCACACAAAAAUGGCCGCAGGUGCACACACGCCGCAGAAGAUCCCCUGCCCCCCUGACCACAACCAUUUUGAGUCUCGGGAGACGAGACCGUUACGCCCCCGCCUUCGGAGAGGACGAACCAGCGAACCGCCCGCUCAUCUCUCCCUCCUCCACCUCCUCCUCCCCACCGAAUCCUAUCGCGAGCCCUUCCCGAAUCCUCUCCGAUGGAUCGCUUGUCGCGGCCGGCGAGCCCGGGCGGCGGCGGGCUGGGGUACGCGUCGCGGCGGGGCCUCUACGCGCGGCCGGCGAGCCCGGCCGCCGGCGGCAGCGCGCAGACGUCGCCCGGCGGGUCCCCGAAGGACUCGUCCCCGGUCCAUCGCCACGCGCGGGCCGGUUCGCUCAGCGGCGUCGGGGCCGCGUCCACCGCCGGACGACGCGCGGGGGUCGGCGCCGGCGCCGGCGCCCGCGCGCAAAACAGCGCCGCGCGCGCCGCCGCGCAGCGCCUCGCACGGGUCAUGGGCGGCGGCGCGGGCGGUGACGGAGGCAGCGGCAGCGACGACGACGACGACUACGAGCUCUCCGGGCCACCCAUCGAGCUCUCCGCCACCCCGCGCCGCACCUCCACCCGAUCCCCUUCGCCCUCGAUAGGCCGGUACCUUGCGGAUCAGACGCAGGUGGGCAGGCCGCCGUCGCUGACCAACCGUUACACGGCUGGGAAGUCCGUCCCCAUGAUACCAUCGAUCAAGCGGCCCGCGACAAGCGGGGCAGGGGCGGGGGCAGGGUCAGAAUCGCCCAUGCCGAACCGAAGGGAGCAGAGGAGAUCAGUUGAUCUUGGAAGUUCAAUGAGAGCUCGCCGUACAUCUUCUUCUCUUCAUGAUGAGCUUCACCUUGCAGAGGAAAGGUCUGAGGAUGGAGAUGCCAAAUCCAUGCACAUGGAGAGAGAGGCUUCUGAUAUUGAUGAUGCAGUAGAAACAGAGACAAUUGUGAUUAACAGGAAGGAUGCAGCACUAGAACAAAGAAAGAUUGCUAUGAGAAUUGCUUCACGAAGGUCUAGCAGUGCAAGCUGUGAUGAGAUUGCAACCCUUAAGUCUGAAGCAAAGGCUGCUAAUAAUAUGGUUACAUCUGUGUCUCGGGGAGUAAAAAGUGCUAGAUCAGAACUGAGAUCUCUUCAGGCAACAGCCAACAGAAUGAUCCUGUCACAGGAAGAUAUGGAGGAGGUGGUGCUAAAGAGAUGUUGGCUGGCCCGCUACUGGACAUUAUGUUCUAAACAUGGUAUACAUUCUGAUAUUGCUGAAGAAAAACAAGAAUAUUGGUCCUCAUUUGCACCACUUGCACUUGAAGCAGUCCUAUCAAUUGGGCAAAAAGCAAGAGACGGAACUUUAUCAGAUAAUUCCGAGAUGGAGAGCAGAAGCAAAAUGUCUGAUGCAAAUGAUAUAUCUAGCGAUGGCAACAUUGAGAGUAUGCUUUCAGUUGAGAAAGGGCUGCGUGAAUUAGCUUCACUCAAGGUAGAGGAUGCAGUCAUGCUUGCUUUGGCAGAAAAUCGGCAUAUCAAACCUCUCUCAGGUCAAGCUUCUGAGGGUCGGAGCCCUUCCGAGUCAUUAGAGUUAAGUGCAGAAGAACGAGAAGAUGUACUCUUCAAGCAGCUUCAUGUGUUGUUGCCCUCCUGUUUGGCUUCCAGUAAGUGUUGCAUCGAAGAACUGACAAAUACGCUACAGGCAUGGUUGACCUAUUAUUGGAGGAGGGCCAAAAAUCACGACAUAGAAGAUAUAGCUGAUGAGCGGCUACAGUUUUGGAUAGAACAAAGCAAACACCCAAUUACUACGACCGACGUCAUAGAAGUUGAGAGAGGACUCCACGAGCUGAGGAAGCUGGGAAUUGAGUCUAAGCUGUGGGACGCGAGCAGGAGAGCUCUGAAUGACGACCUCAGCAAUCAUGGGAGUCCAACUGGAUCUGAAGCUUAGCGAACAAAUUUAGUGAAUACGAAAGAUGGAGUGAGGCUGUAGUGCCGAUUUUGUGCCGUCAGAGGGCCUAGAGCCCUCCUGAUAUUCCUUCCAUGUUUAUUGCCUUUUGCUUGGUAUAUCGUCAUGUAAAAAAAAUAAAUUUUGAUCAAAAUAUCUCGUAAUCCUUCCUUUCAAAUUAUAUAUUUUAUGCUA
This is a messenger RNA of Panicum virgatum (switchgrass), 3257 nucleotides long. RefSeq names its product coiled-coil domain-containing protein SCD2-like. The coding region runs from base 1329 to 3065 and encodes 578 amino acids. The record is from RefSeq and is a predicted model, not a curated record. Lineage: Eukaryota; Viridiplantae; Streptophyta; Magnoliopsida; Poales; Poaceae. Gene Ontology annotation, biological process: cytokinesis by cell plate formation. The transcript has 16 exons.